UUUUUUAAGUCAGAACUUCUGUCAACAGUUUUAUAUACACUUCUAGUUUUCCGUUCGCGUUUUGUUUUUUCUCUCUUUCACACACACCUCACAACACAAAGUGUCUUGCAUCCAAAUGAGAAAUUAAAGAAUGUCAUCGUCGAAUAUAAGGGUUGUCAAUCCAUCAUCAAGCACUUCAUCGCAUUUCUCAUCAUCCCAACUUCAAGAAGAACAAAAUAAUAUUCUCCUGCAAGACAUCCACUCAACCAUAACCGAGCUUCAGUUCAACUUAAUGGAACACCAUCGUAACGAACUCAAUCUACGAACAACAAUGAAUGCCCAAAGCGAACAGCUGCUUGAUCUAAGGGCAUCCUUGGACGUUGAACGUAGCCGCAAUCAACGAUUGGCCAAGCUUAUUCGUCGAGUUGACUCGACGACCUCGUGUUCGUCAACUGAUAGUGGGUCAGAGGAUUCUGCCGGUUCAAUGGAAUACUCCCGUUGGCGUCACUCGAGAUCGCCCAUUGAUGCUUUCGAGUCAAUUAGUCCGCUUUUGAUGCAACACAGAUAUCAGGAGCUAUCAACGUCGUAUAAAAAAGGACAUCGCCAACUGGCUAAGAAGGAUGCCAAACUAAGGGAGACGCAAUGUGAAAUUGAGAUGCUCCGAGCCAAGUACGACAAUUUAAUGGAUGAAUACAAGGGCGUCCUGAAACGUGUCGAGCAAUUGUGCUGCAAGUAUCUGCGGCUUCAUGCGAACAAGAAUCGAGAGAUUCUUAAGUUGAAGGAAGCACUUGACCAUGCAACGCAAUGUAUAAUGAGUGAUUCUAACUUUGAUGAGAAUGACAAAGAAGUCCUGAGACAAAAUCUACAGUAUUUUAUAAGAUCGUUAAAAAGAAGCAUACACGAGGAAAUAUACGAUACGAAUUAG
Molecule: messenger RNA, 904 nt
Organism: Eupeodes corollae
Lineage: Eukaryota; Metazoa; Arthropoda; Insecta; Diptera; Syrphidae
Exons: 3
Coding region: 131-904 (257 amino acids)
Source: RefSeq, a predicted model, not a curated record